Molecule: messenger RNA, 825 nt
Organism: Diaporthe citri
Lineage: Eukaryota; Fungi; Ascomycota; Sordariomycetes; Diaporthales; Diaporthaceae
Exons: 1
Coding region: 1-825 (274 amino acids)
Source: RefSeq, a predicted model, not a curated record
AUGCCAGUCCAGAGGUCCUCGGACGGCGUGUCAGAGCUGUCCCAGGAUACUGGCAGGUGGCUUUCAGAAGUCUCCCCAAACUCAGAACACGAUCGUGUGUCUUCUGCGCACACGGAUCCGAAUCGAGUGGAUUCCACUUCCGAACGUCUUUUAGCACCACCGUCACCCACAACAGGAACCAUUCCGUCACUGCAUACAUAUGAAAACGACGGCCGCAGCGAGGACGGGCAUGUGGCACCUAAAGAGGCCAUCAAUUCUGGGAGCUCGAAAGUGGUCUUUUCCGAGUACCAUACCGGCUACCUGUCGCUCGAAGCGAAGACCAAGGAAACAUGGCUUCCUUUCACUCUGCGUCUUCCAUUUCUCGGGGUCGUCACAGCAGCAUCAGUGGCACUCGGCGCGGCUGCCAUUGCCAUCACGAUAUACUCGGUGAACAAUAUCGGGCUGGGUCCCGACAGCGAUUCCUCUGCCCUACUCUUUGGAUGGAGGUUCACGCCAACGCUUCUCGCCGUCUUACAUGCCCUCUGCACUACGACCCUCUUGACAGACACCAGGAGAACAGAGGUUCACGCCCGAUUGGCGAAGCCCGGGGGAGCAUCCGCCCUCGCCACGUUGUGCUUUCCGUCUCGACAGUGGUGGAACGAUCCAUUCGACGCGCUCAACACGAGGGUGUCUGGGUCACGGAGCUGGUGUCUGUUAUUCGCAUCUUUCACAAACAUUGCGGCAUUCCUCGUCAUCUCACCCCUCUCAGCCGGUCUGCUUGCUCCGGUCACUGUCAACAUUAAGCGGCAGGACCCUUCGCCUUCAUCGAUAUGCCCUCGCCGGUAG